AUGAGCGGCGCCCCGGGCUCGACGGCGGACGGCGCGGGACCGUCGGGAGCGAAGAAGCACAACUUCAAGGUCGUGACCGGGUUCACCCCAGCGCAGUUGGAGCGCCUGCGAGAGCAGAUCACGGCGUUCAAGAAGCUCAAGAAGAACGAGCUAGACUUUCCGAUCCCGGGAUUGCCGAACGUCAUCGCGCGAGAGCACGUCGCGCAGCGCGCGAAGAUGCUCGCCAUGCAGCGCGAGAACGCCGCGGCGGCGAGCGCACCGCAAGCUCAAGCUCGCGGCGGCGGUCCCGUCGGCCUCCCGGGGCGCGCGGUCGCGAACGCGCACCCGGUCGCGUUACCCGGCAAGGUGGUCGCGUCGGGGGGGUCGGGAGGAAGAGGCGGCGGCGGCGGCGGCGGCGGCGGCGGCGCGCCGUCGAAGCGAUCGCAUCGCGGCGCCGGCCAGGGCGGCCCGCCGCCGCUGCCUCCCGUGAUGCACCGCCCGAUGCCUAAGCCCGUGACGUCGAUGCCGGCCUGGUGGAAACCGCGGGAGCGGCCCAUCUACGACCUCGCCGCGGACGCCGCGAGCGGGCCGGGCAGGGAUCAGUACGGGUACAAGCCGGCGCCGAUGCGUCGCGAUCUGAGAGCGCUCGUCGAGGCGGAGGCGGACCGCGCGCUCAGAGCGCGCAGAGAGCGACGGCUCGUGGAGAUCAAGGAGGAGCUUCGCGAGCUGGCGGGCGGCGGCGGCGGCGGCGGGAAGAGCCAUCAGGCGCGGCGGGCGCUGCAGCUCGAGGAGCGGUCGCUUCGUCUGGUCGGGUUGCAGGACAAGGUUCGCGCGAGCUUGGUGCGCGAGCAGCGCGAGCUCAUGAGCAUGGGGGAGCGGCCGUACAAGAAGCUCGUGCGCGAGUUGGAGAAACAGAGGGAGGUGAGCGCGAAGGCGGAGGUGAAGCGCGCGAGGGAGGAGCGCGAGGCGCACUUCAAGGCGAUGAAAGCCAGGCGGCAGGUCAUCUUCGAGGAGAGCGGCGUGGCGCGGGAUUUGUGCGUCACGCGGAAUAGGCAGAUCUUGAAAGUCCACGAGCGGAUGUCUAAAGACUGGGCCAGGCGGCAGCGGGACGUGCAAAACGCGGCGAACCAGGCGCUCGCGGCCGCGGGCGCGAACGCCGCCGGCGCGGGGAACGCGGGCGGCGCGGCGUCGAACGCCGACUACCUCAAGCGCGUGGAGGCUUUAAAGGCGAACGACAUGGAGGCGUACAGGGAGCUGCUCGCGGAGGCGAGAGGGAGAGAGGGCGCGAUCGGCGCCGGCGACGGCGACGCGGGCGACGACAAGUUCGCCGCGCUGCAGGAGUUCCUGGAGAAGACCGAGGGGUACCUCGAGCAGCUCGGGGGGAAGAUCGCGGCGCUGAAGUUGGAUCAGCAGCGCUCGGAGGCGGCGGCGGCGGCGGCGGCGGAGGCGGAGGCGCAGGGGAUGACCGAGGAGGAAGUCAUCGAGUUCGCGACGCGCGCGGCGGACAAGGCUGCCGCGGACGGCGGCAGGAAUCUCCUCGAGGCUGCCUCCGCGGGCGACGGCGGGGACUCGAAGCAGAAGUACUACGCCCUCGCGCACACGGAGACGGAGAAGAUCAUCCGCCAGCCGCGGAUGCUCACCGCGGGAUCUCUCCGCGACUACCAGCUCGUGUCCUUGCAGUGGAUGAUCUCGCUGUAUAACAACAAGCUGAACGGCAUCUUAGCCGACGAGAUGGGUCUGGGAAAAACGGUUCAAGUGUGUGCGUUGAUUGCGUACCUGUGGGAGAGCAAACAAAACUACGGCCCGCACUUGAUCAUCGUGCCCAACGCGGUCAUCGUGAACUGGAAGUCGGAGAUCAAGACGUGGCUGAAAAACGUUCAGGCGGUGUACUACGUCGGCGGCCGCGAACAGCGGCAGAAGAUCUUCACGCAGCAAGUUUUGCAGCUCAAGUUUAACGUCUUAGUCACGACGUACGAGUUCGUCAUGCGCGACAGAGCGAAACUGUCCAAGGUGAACUGGAAGUACAUCAUCAUCGACGAGGCGCAGCGGUUGAAGGACCGCGAAGGACGGCUCUCGAGGGAUCUCGACCGGUUCCGGUGCAUGCGACGGUUGCUUCUCACGGGGACGCCGCUUCAGAACGACCUCAGCGAGCUUUGGUCGCUUCUGAACUUGUUGCUCCCGCAGGUGUUCGACAACGCGCGGAUGUUCCAGCAGUGGUUCGGGGACAGCGGGAACUCGAAGAAAGCCGCGGCGAUGCCCGACGGCGACGGAGGCGAAAUCGACUGGAUCGAAAAAGAAAAGAAGAUCAUCAUCAUCUCCCGGUUGCACCAGAUCCUCGAGCCGUUCAUGCUUCGACGGUUAGUCCAAGACGUCGAGAGCAAGCUCCCGGCGAAGCACACGAUCGUCGUCCACUGCCCGAUGAGCGCGUACCAAGCCGCGGUGUACGACUGGGUCUCGAAGACGUCCACGGUGCGAAUGGAACCCAACGCGAGAAUCGGCCUCGCCGCGCGCGCAAACUUUCGCGGCUACCUUCCGCUGCAGAACCGAUGCAUGGAGCUCCGCAAGCUGUGCAACCACCCGGCGCUGAACUAUCCGAUCGCGAAAGGCGGCGAGUGGCGCUCCGGCCCGGACCUCGUCCGCGCGGGCGGGAAGCUGUGGGUGUUGGACCGCGUGCUCGUGAAGCUUCGCGCGAGCGGCCACCGCGUGCUGUUGUUCAGCACGAUGACGAAACUGCUGGACCUCCUCGAGGACUACCUCAAGUGGCGCGCGUCCACGCCGAUUUGCGAGGGCUUGGAGUGGUGCCGCAUCGACGGCACGACGCCGCUGGACGAGCGCGAGGUUGCGAUCACGCAGUUCAACGAGCGCGACUCGAAAAAGUUUCUGUUCCUUCUCUCCAUUCGCGCCGCCGGCCGCGGGUUAAACCUUCAGACGGCGGACACGGUGGUCGUGUACGACCCGGACCCGAACCCGAAGAACGAAGAGCAAGCCGUCGCGCGGUCGCAUCGCAUCGGGCAAAAACGGGAGGUCAAAGUCAUGCACUUCGAGGCUGUCGUCGACGCCAUCGGCGGCGCGAACGACGAGGGCGGCGUCGGCGGCGGUCCGCUCGCGCCCGCGGCGGCGGCGGCGGCGCCUUCCACGGACGCGCCCGCCGCGUCCUCUCCCGGGACGUGCGGGCUCGACGACACGACGUGGGGCACCGGCGGCGAGCGGACGUACACGGAGAGCGUCGAGUCCGUGGUCAGGAACGUGAUACAGCAGCAGAAGAUCGAGAUGGCGGACGAGGUGAUCAACGCCGGGCGGUUCGAUCAGCAGACGUCGCACGCGGAGCGUCGCGAGACGCUCGAAAAGAUCAUGAGAGAACAAGAGGGUGGCCCGAAGCGAUCGUGCGCGGCAAUGUCCAUGCGCGCGCUGAACGAGAAGCUCGCGCGGACGCCCGCGGAGGUGGAGCUGUUCAAUAAGAUGGACAACGACGAAACGCUCUGGCCGGGGGGGUUAACGACCGCGAACGAGACGCCCUAUUGGCUUCGGUACGACGUCGCGACGCGCGACGAAGCCGUCGCGUCCACGGCGAAGGCGCCGCCGGGACGCGCGGGGGACGUCGCGGAGGCGCACAGAGUCGCCGCCGCGCAGCUCGCGUCCGGAGUGAUCUUAGGCCGAGGCGAGCGAAGCAAAGGCGGGUUCGUGCCCGGGUUAUACAAGGCCCAGAACGCGGCGCUCACGGGCGCGGACGCGGCGGCGGUGAUGCAACGCGCCGCCGCGGCGGAGGCGGCCGCAGCCGCUGCGGCGACCGAGGGCGCGGCGACCGCCGCGGUCGAGGCCGCCGCGGUCGACGUCGAACCGGCGACCGCGCCGCCGCCCGUCCAACCCGCCGCCGCCGCCGUCGACGUCGACGUCGCGGCGGAGCUCGACGAGCCGCCCGUCGUCCUCGCGGACGACGACGACGACGCGUCCGAGGUCACGGAGAAGGACGACGACGACGACGACCUCGACCUCGGCGUGAGCUCGCGCGGGGACGAGGGCGAGGGGGACGAGAUCAACCUCGACGACGUCGAAGAGGAGGAGUGGGACGAGGACGGCGUCGGGACGAUCGGGGAGCAGAUCCCGCGAGGGGAGGACGACCACCACGUCCUUCCGACGGAGUCCGCGAUGGAUUUGACCGCGAUGGACGACGCGGCGGUACAGGCGGCGCCGCCGCGGCCGGCGUUGACGUUCAGGCUCGGUGGCGGCGGCGGCGGCGGCGGCGGCGGCGAGGGCGGCGAGGAGGAUAAGAAGCGGAAGCGGGACGAAAAAGAAGAGGAGGAUGGCGCGUAG
Micromonas pusilla CCMP1545 is the source of this 4290-nucleotide messenger RNA. RefSeq names its product SNF2 super family. NCBI's taxonomy places the organism in Eukaryota, Viridiplantae, Chlorophyta, Mamiellophyceae, Mamiellales, Mamiellaceae. The transcript is spliced from 2 exons. Bases 1 to 4290 code for a protein of 1429 amino acids. Gene Ontology annotation, molecular function: ATP-dependent chromatin remodeler activity; ATP binding; DNA binding. Gene Ontology annotation, cellular component: nucleus. The record is from RefSeq and is a predicted model, not a curated record. Gene Ontology annotation, biological process: positive regulation of transcription by RNA polymerase II.